Molecule: messenger RNA, 1987 nt
Organism: Caenorhabditis elegans
Lineage: Eukaryota; Metazoa; Nematoda; Chromadorea; Rhabditida; Rhabditidae
Gene: drl-1
Product: Protein drl-1
Exons: 10
Coding region: 18-1787 (589 amino acids)
Cellular component (GO): membrane
Molecular function (GO): ATP binding
Source: RefSeq, marked reviewed
UUUCAGUUCCGUCAAAAAUGCAUUCAGAGGAGAAAUACUUGCACAUUCCGAACAACACGAAAUACCCUGAAAUUAUUGUAGAAGAAGAAGAAGAAGAUCCAUCAGAGGAAGAACGUUCCGAGUUGUCAGAGACAGAUGAUGUGGCAACUCCACUGCGCCCUUCAGACACAUUUCCAUUCAAACGACGGAAUUCUCCAUGUUCGAUAAAAAUGAGCGAAGAACAUCUGAAAAGACUCAGAGAAAUUGCGUGUCCAUCUCCAACUCCAACUCAAUGCAGUACAGUUUCUAAGCACGAAUUUCAGAAUUGGAGGAUUAAUGAAGAUGUCAUGAAAGAUAUGAUGCAUAUCGGUACAAUAUGUGAACGAGAAAAUGUUUGUAAAACGUCAAAAUAUGUUUAUACAGCAACAAUGGCUAGUUAUACAGUUACGGAAUGGAAGUUGAAGGAAGGAAAUACGCCAGAUGAAAUUGAAAAAAUCUCUCGUACAAUUGAAGAUCUGUGCCAACUCCGUCACAAACGAUUAGCUCCGAUGUACGGAUACCACUGGAGACUGGAAACCGAACUUAUGGUGUUCAGAGCCCAUGUACCAUCAGGGACAGUUGCUGAUUUGGUAAAGGUAUCAGCGAUUCCACAAGAAACUGCCGUGCGUUAUAUUGUUCAUGUAAUUGAUGCACUGGCAUAUCUACACGAGAGAAAACAUGUGCAUGGUAAACUUAAUGCUUCCAAUCUCCUUCUAACUAUUUCAAAUGACAUUCUACUGGCGGAUCCUUUUAUUGAAGGUCUCCCAAGUGCUCAAAAACGUCGUGCCCUUCUAGCCUCACCACCAGAAGCGUUCCGGUCAUUAGAGUCCUAUCCAUGUCUGACACCAUCAUCAGAUAUCUGGUCAGUCGGAUGUGUUCUUGUCACGAUGCUCACUCGAUAUCCUCCAUUUUUGGAGCAUUACAUGCAUUUUCACGGAGAGAGCUUGCAUAGAGAGCUGGUUUCUGAAUGGUGUACCCGUCGUCAAUUGAUAUACUCUUCCCAAACUUUAAUUCCAUCGGCAUCGAAAGAAAUUUGUGAACUUAUUGAUCAAAUAUUUAACGUCGAUCCAGAAAAUCGACCAUCUGCACAGAAUCUCUUGGAAUCUCAUGGAUCAAAAUCAAGGAAAGCCUCGUUAAGAAAUUCAUUGGCUUCACUUACCACAGCUAAAGAGCCAGAUCCUCCAAAGCCGAUAGAUGAUUUUUAUGUGGAACGGGAGGACGAUGAAGAGCAUCGAAAAAUCGAAGAGUUGAGAGAACUGGCGGAAAGGGGAAAUAAUGAGGGUGGCUUCAUUCCAUUUAUCCGCUGGUAUAUGUCCCGAAUUCUAAUAUUUUCUGUUCUCCUAGUCAAAUGGAUUGGAAUGGUGUUAUGCGCGGCAUUGAGUCUGGCGGCUGUUGCCGGUGGUGUAUUUUUUGCAAUUUUUUUGAUUUACAAUGGAAUCCAAAUUGCGUGCCAGUGCUCAUUGAAUGAAGGAUUCGUUGUUUUAAUUGCUUUGAUUCUGCUACCAAUUAUCAUUUUGCUAACUACACUUUGCUGUAAUAAUUCUCUGGACAGAUAUCACGCUGAUGUGGAAAGUGGAAAAGUGGAAAAAAGCCGAUUUGUUAUGAAAACUCCCGAAAAGGAUGUAAUUGUUGGAGGAUAUAUACUUGUGGAAGGAAGUCCAGAUCAUGAUAAACCUGCGGAAGUCCCUAGAAAGUUGGGAAUCUCCGAAGGACUCCAGUCAACAAUGGGCAAUACAUUUUUGGGUUAUGGUGUUGAUAAGAUUGCAUGAUUCAAGAUUUGAAAUAUUACAAUUAGAAUAUCCAAAUUAACAAGGUUUAAAUAAUUUAAAAACCUAAAAGUUUAAAAUUUUAUAUUCAUAUUGUAAAAUUGAAAUUAGUUACGGUAUUAAUCUUACAUUAGUACUACUACUAUUACUAUUAUUAUUUUUAUUGAAUUUUUAUAAAAUAAACCAUCUUCAAUAUACUGUAU